CCUGAGUGCUUCUGCUCAUUCGUCGGAGAAAACUGUGUACAGGAUGAAUUGGCUCGUCCUAAGCGCUGUCUUAGGGCUCGGCUGUUUGUGCCAAGGCAUCGCUCGCGACGAGGCGAACGGACGCAUCAUCGCCGCCUUCUCCACCAAGACGGCCUUCACCUUCACCACGUCCACCACCACGGUGCCCUACACAUGCAUCUCCGGCGCCCUUCCCACCGCCGUUUGCACGAAGCGGCGGCUGAGACGCACGGUUCCCAUCGGCGACCUCAGGGCCGGGGCUGAUAUGGUACUGGAUAGUUCAAUGGACACGGACGACGCCAUAGAAACAGAACAAGAACGUGAAGCUCGAGUUGCACUGACGUUCUGGUCGACUUUGUCCUCGACUUUCACGAUCACCUCGACCUCCACUAACUCCGCCACCACAUUCUCCAUCUCCUUCUACUGCACAAUAGCGGGAGCUAACUAUCCCCCUGCUUGCGGUUAAGGACUCUGCCUGACACUGAGCUGCAGACAAUGGCCGUCUCUGAGAUAUUUGAUUUGGACAUCAGACUCUCUGGAAUUUUAUCAGCUGUGCUAUACGCUCUCUCUCUCUCUCUCUCUCUCUCUUUCUCUCUCUCUCUCUCUAU
Penaeus monodon (black tiger shrimp) is the source of this 626-nucleotide messenger RNA. RefSeq lists its product as uncharacterized. The transcript has 4 exons. The record is from RefSeq and is a predicted model, not a curated record. Lineage: Eukaryota; Metazoa; Arthropoda; Malacostraca; Decapoda; Penaeidae. Bases 44 to 484 code for a protein of 146 amino acids.